AUGGAUAAUCACAGAGUAAUCUACUCAAAACUGAAUUUGCCCCAAAACCUGAAGAACCAGGAGAGAAACUCUAAGAGCAAUAAAAGCUCCAUUUUAGUAACUGAACAGGAAAUAACCUAUGCGGAAUUAAGCCUUCAAACUGCUUCUCAGGAUCUUCUAGACAAUGACAAAACUUGCCACAGCAAAGCUACAGCAACACAGAAGCAGACCAAUUCUUUCCAAAAUGAAAGCAACCAGAAAUCAUAUAAUUGUAGUUGUCCAGAGGAAUGGUUUACAUAUUCCAACAGCUGUUAUUACAUUGGAAAGGAAACAAAAACUUGGGAGGAGAGUAUGAUGGCCUGUGCUUCUAUGAACUCCAGUCUGCUUUAUAUAGAUGAUGAAGAAGAAAUGAAACUUCUGGCCUCUCUCGUACGUGAAGCAUGGAUUGGAGUCUCCCGUAACAGUAGUGAUCAUUCAUGGGUGUCAAUAAAGGGCUCAGUGUUCAAACAUAA
This is a messenger RNA of Carlito syrichta (Philippine tarsier), 491 nucleotides long. Its product is annotated as NKG2-A/NKG2-B type II integral membrane protein-like. The record is from RefSeq and is a predicted model, not a curated record. NCBI's taxonomy places the organism in Eukaryota, Metazoa, Chordata, Mammalia, Primates, Tarsiidae. The annotation marks the transcript as partial. The transcript is spliced from 4 exons. Gene Ontology annotation, biological process: negative regulation of natural killer cell mediated cytotoxicity; negative regulation of T cell mediated cytotoxicity.